Molecule: messenger RNA, 1953 nt
Organism: Zootoca vivipara (common lizard)
Lineage: Eukaryota; Metazoa; Chordata; Lepidosauria; Squamata; Lacertidae
Source: RefSeq, a predicted model, not a curated record
AUGAUCUACCGAUUCCUAUCCCUUGACCACUUCAGAGACCAACUCGUGCCUCCUUCCCCUGUGGGUGCCAAGCCAGGCCCAACUCCUUUAACAGAGUCUCCAGAUCUGCAGGCGUUGCUCCAGGUGCCCCAUUGGCCAGCUCCACCUGAGAAUGCUACAGCCUUUGCUUCCUCCACCAGUGCUGAGAAGAGCCACUACCGGCUCUUGCAGUCCCAGAGCAACUACACAGUGGGUAACAUGCUCCUGGUGUCGCUGGAGGCCAGGGACAGACAUGGGCAGCCCAAGCACUACGGCGGAGACUUCUUGAGGGCCAAAUUGCAUUCCCCCGAGCUGAAGGCGAGCGUGGCAGGGACGGUGGAGGACCACAAGAAUGGCACCUACACACUGACUUUCCCGCUUCUAUGGGCAGGUGCGGUGCAGGUGUCUGUACGUCUCAUCCACUCCAGUGAGACUGUGGCCCUCCUUCGGCGCAUCCGUGACUCCCAUCCCUCCACAAUCACCUUCAGGGGAUACUUUGUGGACCCAAGCCAGGGAAGCAAAGAAGAAGUGACUGAAUGCAACGUGCAUCCAGUCUCAGGCCCAACCUGCCAGUACGUGGAUCCUGGCACUGGGGAGCACUGGUUUUGUGCCAAGCCCCAGCAUCACUCCUGUAAUGAACUUGUGUACCACUCUUCUGGGAUCUACAAAAAUGUGCUCACCUCAGCAGAGAAAGUCUUCUUUAGUGGAAGAAACUCACACUUCAGCAGUGAUGCAGCUCAAGUUGCCCUGAUCUUCAUUCCUCUCUGUUCACACAGAGCUGCGACAGACCAGAUUAUUCCAGGGAGUGUGCCCAUCAUCCAAGUGCUGCCUAGCCACCAGCUGGCUGUUGCCACCUCCCCACUGCUCCCAUGCCAUCCAGGCCUUGCCCUCACCAACCCUUCAGGUUUCUACUACAAGGAUGUGUGGGUUUCCUUGGGAUGUUCUAGCCGGACCUUCCCUACUCCUGACUUGGCACUCAGCUGCUUGCGAGGCAAGAUAGUCCAUAUGAUUGGAGACUCCACACUACGUCAGUGGUGGGAAUUCCUGCUGGCCUUCAUUCCAUCAGUCAAGCGCAUAGACCUUCAUGUGACCUAUCAUGCUGGCCCACUGCUGGCUGUGGAGCCAGUACAAGGCCUUGUGCUGAGGUGGCGUGCCCACGGCAUUCCGCUGCGCACUGCAAAGUCCAAGAUGGCUGACAUACACUACUUGGCCAAUGAACUGAAUGCAUUUGCUGGGGGCCCUGACAUGGUGGUAGUUUUCACACUGGGGGCCCAUUUCACCACCUUCCCCGUGGAUGUAUACGUGCGGCGGGUGCAUGGCAUUCGGCAGGCUGUGGCUCAGCUCCUGGCCCGCAGCCCCCAGACCACCGUUGUCAUCAAGUCAGCCAACACAGGAUACAAGUCUGUCUAUCUCAGUGACUGGCUCUCCCUGCAGCUGGACAACAUCCUUCGUGCCAUGUUUGCAGACAUGAGAGUGGCCAUUGUUGAUGCCUGGGCCAUGACCUCCUGCCACUACCUGCCUGAUAACAUCCAUCCUGGCAAGGUCGUUGUGCAGAAUGAGGUCCACACCUUCCUCUCCUAUGUCUGUCCAGGGAAGUGACUCAGAAUGGAGCAGACUCCUUCAAGGUGAUCAGCCAACCCAUCCAGGAAAAAUCAUCUGUCAAAGUGAGAGCGUAGCAAGCCCCACCCAAGCUUGGAGUAGCCUUAGGCCUGCAAAGAUCCAUGUGCAGCAGCUCAAAAGGAUGUGUGCUCACCCUCUGAGACCUUGGAUAAGAACAUGUCUUCACUUUUGACCCUUUACACGCCCUGCAAUCAAGACCCAUCUACACAUUAAGGUGCCUUACCCAGGUAUUUCCAGUUAACGUGGGCAAAUCUACAGUGCCACAAAUGCUUGCAAGAAUCGUGAACCGGGGCGUUGAUGUGUGCAGUAGUGCAC